Messenger RNA from Fukomys damarensis (Damara mole-rat), 2553 nucleotides. It is a transcript of the gene Plekhg6, whose product is annotated as pleckstrin homology and RhoGEF domain containing G6. NCBI's taxonomy places the organism in Eukaryota, Metazoa, Chordata, Mammalia, Rodentia, Bathyergidae. Gene Ontology annotation, molecular function: GTPase activator activity; guanyl-nucleotide exchange factor activity. The transcript is spliced from 15 exons. The record is from RefSeq and is a predicted model, not a curated record. Bases 60 to 2396 code for a protein of 778 amino acids.
ACCCCAUUUCUCUGGACACUGGAGCUAUGACCCUCAGGAGGUGACCCAGGGGAGAAGGGAUGCAGGCCUAUGGUCCUCCAGAUGAGAGCCCCCUCCAAGGCCUUGUGGCAUCCCGAAUUGAGGCCUAUGGAGGUCGGCACCGGGCCUCUACCCAGAGCACUGCUGGCAGGCCCUGUACCCCAGUGGAGCAGGGUCGCCACUACUUCCAGCACUAUGUCCCCUUUGCCAAGGGCCCCCUGUACCCCUUCGUGUCUCGAGAACCAGAGCCUGAGAAAAGGCAUGGAGUGCAUUUUGCAGUCGGUCCACCUCACUCCCCCAGGCUGAAGGAGGUCACCAAGGCCCGGGAGCUGGAGAGGCGGCUGCACACCUUCAGCAUGUUCGGGAUGCCGCGCCUGCCCCCCGAGGACCGGCGGCACUGGGAGAUCAGUGAGGGCGGUGACGGCAGCCUCCACGUGCAGCGGUCCUGGAGGGAGCUGGUGACGGGGCACAAGGAGAUGAGUCGGGGGCUCUGCCACCAGCAGGAGGCCCUGUGGGAGCUGCUGACCACUGAGCUGAGCUAUAUGAGGAAGCUCAAGAUCAUGACUGAUCUCCUGACCGCCGGUCUGCUGAACCUGCAGCGGGUGGGCCUGCUGAGAGAAGUGUCCGCAGAGACCUUGUUCGGAAAUGUUCCGAGCCUCAUCCGUGCCCACCAGAGCUUUUGGGCAGAGGUGCUGCUGCCGUUCCUGGAGCAGACUCGCGCCUCAGGCCAGCCUCUGGACCCCAUCACGCUGGAGCACGGCUUCCUGAUGUUUGGCCAGCGGUUCCAGCCCUAUGUCCAGUACUGCCUGAGAGUGAAGCAGACCAUGGCUUACGCCCAGGAGCAGCAAGACACCAACCCGCUCUUCCACAUCUUCGUGCAGUGGUGUGAGCAGCACACACGCUCCGGCCGGCAGACACUGGGCGACCUGCUCAUCAAGCCCCAGCAGCGCAUCACCAAGUACCCACUGCUACUGCGGGCGGUGCUGAAGAGAAGCCCCGACAGGCGCGCCCAGGAGGCCCUGAGCACCAUGAUUGCAGCCGUGGAGUCGUUCCUGCGGCACAUCAACAAGCAGGUGCGCCAGGGCGAAGAGCAGGACAGCCUGGUGGCUGCAGCCCAGCGCAUCGGCCCCUACGAGGUGCUGGAGCCACCCAGUGAGGAGGUGGACAAGAACCUGCGUCCGUUCUCCACCCUGGACCUGAUGUCGCCCAUGCUGGGGGUCUCCCCAGAGCACAUCCGGCAGCUGCUGCUGGAGGGACCCGUGCGGAUGAAGGAGGGGCGAGACGGGAAGCUGGACGUGUACCUGUUCCUCUUCUCCGACGUGCUCCUGGUGACCAAGCCCCCACGCAAGGCAGACAAAGCCAAGAUCAUCCGGCCCCCUGUCAUGCUGGAGAAGCUUGUGUGCCAGCAACUGCGCGACCCCAACAGCUUCCUGGUCAUCAGCCUCACCGAAUUCCAGUGUGUUGCCAGUGCGUUUGUUGCAUACUGUCGCAGUCCCACAGAUCGUGCACAGUGGCUGAAGAAGACACAGGAAGCCCAGGCCACCCUGCAGAAGCUGAAGGCACAGGAGUACGUCCAACAGAAGAGGGAGCUCCUGGCCCUCUACCAGGACCAGGACCUGGAGUGCCCCAGCACCAGGCCCGCCACACCCUCCUUGGAAGGCUCUCAGAGCAGUGCAGAGGGGAGGGCCCCCGAAUUCACUGUCAUCACCCCCCACCUGGUGGUGACGGAGGACAUGGACGAAGACACCCCCUCUGUACCAGACGACGCCUCGGACUCUGGCUACGGCACUUUGGUGGCAAGCUCGCCCAAGGGCUCCCCUUCCCCGCUCAGCCGUCUGCGCCCCAAGGCCCUGCGGAGGGACCCCCGGCUCACUUUCUCCACCCUGGACCUCCGAGAGGUUCCUUUGCGCCCCCAGCCUCCCGACCCCCAAGCUCCCCAACGCCGAAGCGCCCCGGAACUGCCCGAAAGCAUCCAAAGAGGGGGCAGUCUCUCCAGGGGGGCUCCACCCACGUGGCCCGAGGAGGAGGAGGAGGACAGGAGCUCGGCUGGCCCGAAUGUGGGGGUGGAAACCCUGCCCCGGGCCCCGCGCCAGGGGCUCCCAGCCUGCCCGUCACGCGCCGACUCCGCAGGGGAGAGCUCCUGGGAGUCCUCGGAGGAUGAGGAUGAGGGCCUGCCCUUCCCGAGCCCCCGUCCCCACCCGCGCCGGGCCGAGGACAUGCUCCGGGAGAUCCGGGAGGAGCUGGCCAGCCAGAGGGCCCAAGGAGCCCCGGAGCCCGGGGACGGCGGGCCGCGAAAGCUGACGCGCGCCCAGCUGCGGAGGAUGCGCGGCCCCCGUGUCAUUCAGCUGGACACCCCGCUGUCUGUGUCAGAGGCCUGAGAAAUGCUGCUCCCGGAAGAAAAGUCUCCCCAAGAGUGCUGGCCUCUACCUCAAGGCCUUCCCCGGAGAAGCCUGGUCCGGCACCUGCUCCGCCCGCAGGCCUGGACCUCGUGUAUCACAGAUACCCCGAGUCCCACAUAAAGCUGUUCAUAGAACU